AUGGAGGUACCACGGAAGCAGAACGCUCGCAAGUACGCGCUUGCGCUUUUCAGUGACCUGGACGGGACACUCAUACACUAUGAGGACCAGCUCAGUGAUGGAAUUCGAAUCGAGCCGGACGACGGAGUCUCCGGUCGAGUCAACCUCGUCUACGACACCCUACCGAAGACAAUCGUUCCCUGUAGGGUGCUCCCGACUUUGACCAAAGGUUGCGGAUACCUUAGCGAACGCGUUGUCGAACUCGUGGACACGCUUCGGGUGCACGGCGUCUUCGUGGCGCUGUUGACUGGAGCGCGCUCCAGCACCCUCUACCGCCGACUGCCGCUCUUGCCGGUGGUCGACGCUAUCGCGUGGGAGAACGGCGGACGUCUGAUGUGGCGAGCGGACACAGCGUACGUUGAGGACGUCACAUGGGCGCGACGGCUCGAGCCGUGGACUGGUCCGCACCCCUGGUGUGCAGCUGACGAGUGCGUGGUACCGCGGGAGCAGGAUAGCCCGUACCCGUCCACGGCGGUCGAUGGGAGCAGUGACGAGCACCCUGACCCCGUUGCACCACUGUGGCAAGCGGCGUCCGAGCUGGCGACUGCUGGAUGGAUGCUCGACACCCGCGAAUAUUACACUGCAUUCCGCGUCGACAUCGCGUCGUCGCUGCGGUCUAGGAACGUGCAGUGGGAACGCCCUGCGUCGUCGACAGCAGCGACGAGCGCGGUCAACGGAGUCGUCACCGAGCAGCACAUGCAGGCCGCAACCGCGGAUAUCCGGGCUCGAGUCACCCCGCUGGGCUUGCAGACAGCGUCCAAUUUGGGAAAGCUGGAUGUGUUUCCCGGAUGCUCUGGGAAGCGCAAUGUAGCCGAAUACAUUUUAGCGCGAACUGGUUGUACUAGGGACCAGGCCGUUGCCAUGAUCGACGACGACAACGACAUCGAACUCGCUGAAUGGUGCGGGAGCGCCUACCUGCCGAGUGUUUCCCAUGAGCACGUGCGGGCCGUAAUUCAAGAACACCCCGAAUGGAAACUGAGCACAUUUAGCGGCCCACUCGCCACAGAGGAGGCGCUCACCGCAGUGCUGGAGCGCGUGAAGCAGAGCGACGCAUUCGGGAUCAGCGAGGUGCACCGCUGA
This is a messenger RNA of Cyanidioschyzon merolae strain 10D, 1119 nucleotides long. RefSeq lists its product as hypothetical. Bases 1 to 1119 code for a protein of 372 amino acids. NCBI's taxonomy places the organism in Eukaryota, Rhodophyta, Bangiophyceae, Cyanidiales, Cyanidiaceae. The record is from RefSeq and is a predicted model, not a curated record. The transcript has a single exon.